Mizuhopecten yessoensis (Yesso scallop) is the source of this 3613-nucleotide messenger RNA. RefSeq names its product kelch-like protein 24. Gene Ontology annotation, molecular function: protein binding. The record is from RefSeq and is a predicted model, not a curated record. Lineage: Eukaryota; Metazoa; Mollusca; Bivalvia; Pectinida; Pectinidae. The coding region runs from base 131 to 1864 and encodes 577 amino acids. The transcript has 2 exons.
GUUGUUAUCCCUGGAUCCCGUUCGGACACGUCGACCGUUAACAGACCAAACAGCAUUCUCCAAGUAGCAGUCAACAGGUACGGUGAUCAUUUUGUUGUUUAUGCUGUGAUUCGUUGUCAAGGUGAUCGUCAUGGCAGUGAGAGAUACUCUUAUGCAAGGGAUACAGGAAUACUAUGAAGCCAACCGCUACACUGAUGUCAUAGUUCAAGUGGGAGACCAGUCCUUUCACUGUCAUCGGAUCGUACUGUCCGCCGUCUCUAAGUUCUUCGACGCCAUGUACUCGUCCGGGAUGAGAGAAUCCAGGGAAGACAGAGUGCGUCUAAAGGACAUCACACCGCCCGUGUUCAAACUUGUCAUCUCCUACGUGUACAAGGAUACCGAUGUCCUUACUGAGCACACCGCGGAGGACCUGUUCAAAACGUCAUCUCUCCUUCAGAUUGACUCUCUACUAACAAAGUGCGAGACAUUCAUGGAAAAUAAAAUGAACUCUGAAAAUUGUUUGGGUGUUUGGAAGCUAGCUAGGGCAUUUCAUAAUACAAAUCUCGAGGCCAAGUGCUGGACAUAUAUACAAAAACGUUUUGAAGAGAUCCGCUUGACUGAUGAAUUUGUUCGACUUGAACUCGAUGAACUUUGUGAGAUCAUUAAAGAAGAUGACUUAGCGGUGAUACGGGAAGAGAAUGUCUGUGACGCAGUGUUGCGCUGGGUCGACGCUGAGGAGGAUGAGAGGAGGGUUUCUAUCGGAAUCGUGUUCUCUCAUCUCCGAUUAACCCUUCUCAGUUUAGAAUACCUAUUAAACGAAUUGGAUUCGCUACAACUGAUUCAGUCAAACGAUAUUUGUGCUAAACUCGUUAGGCAAGCAGUAAAAAUACAUGCUCUUCCCGCCAAAAGAAACGACCAGUGUCAUCUGUUGCAGCCACAAAGAGAGAGGUCGAAUAAAGAGACGGUACUGACAGUGAUAGGCCGACGUCUAAAGGAGAAUGGCGAGAGGAUAACGGAAUUAAUUGCUUACAGCUUCGCUCAACAAAGAUGGUAUUCACUUCAUCCAACACCACCGGAUAUGGGUGAGGAGUUCGCAACUUGUUGCCAUGGCGACGACCUCUUCAUCACGGGAGGCACCAGCAAGCUGAACAGCUGCUACUAUUUCUCCUCAAAACUGUCCCGGUGGCGUAGCCGUGCGUCAAUGACUUCAGGUCGUUACCGGCAUUGCAUGGUGUCGGUGAAAGAUGUCCUGUACGUUUUGGGGGGAUACAACGCCGGGACUAUGAAGAGUGUCGAGGAGUACGACGUUCGGAACGAUAUGUGGAGACCAGUCGGUGACCUUCACAUCGGUGUAGACGCUUCGUGCGCUGUGGCCCUGGGAAACAAGAUAUAUACGUUUGGAGGAUGGCUCGGAUGCGCCGAAGAAACAGCAGCAAUCCAGUGCUUCAAUACUGAAACCUACGCUUGUACGCAUGUCAGCAAUCUUCCGAGUCCUAGCAAGUUUACCCGAGCGGUUGUCUGUAGAAAUAGAAUUGAAGUUUUGUGUUCAGAAGGCAAGUUGGUAUCUUUUAUUGAAAACGGAUCUACCAAGCUAAUCGGGAAGAUCCCGAAUUUCUACAGGAAAAACUUUAGUAUGAUACGGGAUAACAGCGAUAGUGCUAGACUUUUAGUUUUGGGUGGGGAAGAUACCUACGAAUAUCGAAAGACACGCUCCGAGGGCACACACCACCGAGACAUCUACGCCAUCACUGGGGAGGAUGUGUCGGUGUGUGAGGAUCGUCAGUUCCCUACCAUGAUGGAGGUGGAGGGUUGCUACUACAUGUUUAUCAACAAACAGGAGUUCCAUACGGACUACGAGAAAAUGCUCAUCGAGUUUGAUGUGUGAGAUAGAAGGAUGUCUCAAGUCUGAAAGGAGGACACACAGUUCAAAUGGCUGCACUAACGAGAAUAAAUCUCGGGUAGGGGUAAACUGAUCUACAAUAUCAGUAAACAACUGAUGUACAUUAUCAGUAAACAACUGACGUACAAUAUCAGUAAACAACUGAAGUACAAUAUCAGUAAACAACUGAAGUACAAUAUCAGUAAACAACUGAAGUACAAUAUCAGUAAACAACUGAAGUACAUUAUCAGUAAACAACUGACGUCCAAUAUCAGUAAACAACUGAUGCACAUUAUCAGUAAACAACUGGCGUGCAAUAUCAGUAAACAACUGAUGUUCAUUAUCAGUAAACAUCUGGCGUACAAUAUCAGUAAACAAUUGAUGUACAUUAUCAGUAAACAAUUGGCGUACAAUAUCAGUUAACAACUGAUGUACAUUAUCAGUAAAGAACUGGCGUACAAUAUCAGUAAACAUCUGAUGUACAUUAUCAGUAAACAACUGUCGUACAAUAUCAGUAAACAACUGACGUACAAUAUCAGGAAACAACUGAUGUACAUUAUCAGUUAACAACUGGCGUACAAUAUCAGUGAACAACUGAUGUACAUUAUCAGUAAACACCUGACGUACAAUAUCAGUAAACAACUGAAGUACAAUAUCAGUAAACAACUGAAGUACAAUAUCAGUAAACAACUGACGUACAAUAUCAGUAAACAACUGAAGUACAAUAUCAGUAAACAACUGAAGUACAAUAUCAGUAAACAACUGAAGUACAAUAUCAGUAAACAACUGAAGUACAUUAUCAGGAAACAACUGGCGUACAAUAUCAGGAAACAACUGAUGUACAUUAUCAGGAAACCACUGGCGUACAAUAUCAGUAAACAAUUGAUGUACAUUAUCAGUAAACAAUUGGCGUACAAUAUCAGUUAACAACUGAUGUACAUUAUCAGUAAAAAACUGAUGUACAUUAUCAAUAACCAACUGGCGUACAAUAUCAGUAAACAUCUGAUGUACAUUAUCAGUAAACACCUGACGUACAAUAUCAGUAAACAACUGAAGUACAAUAUCAGUAAACAACUGAUGUUCAUUAUCAGUAAACAUCUGGCGUACAAUAUCAGUAAACAAUUGAUGUACAUUAUCAGUAAACAAUUGGCGUACAAUAUAAGUAAACAACUGAAGUACAUUAUCAGGAAACAACUGGCGUACAAUAUCAGUGAACAACUGAUGUACAUUAUCAGUAAACAACUGACGUACAAUAUCAGUAAACAACUGAAGUACAAUAUCAGUAAACAACUGAAGUACAUUAUCAGUAAACAACUGAUAUACGUGUAUGUAUGUAGUAUGGAAUGUAGAUAUUUUAUUCAGUUUUUGGUAGACAUAAGUUAUCAAUAUUUAUAACCCAAUUCAUUUACAUUUUUAUAUAUAUAAUUGCGUAUGUAUAAUUAAGUAUGUAUAAUUGUGUAUAGUUGUGUAUGUAUAAUUGUGUAUGUAUAUGUAUAAUUGUGUAUGUAUAGUGUUAAGUUCUGCGUGAAUAAUUUAACACUUUACGUGUUGUGAUCUGUGUGAUAUGAGCCUAAUUUAUCAAUUUUGAUAUAUCAUUUUAUAACUUAAUUCAUUUAGAUUUCAUUAAAUUAUUUUGUAUAUAAUGUAUAUAUAUAUUAUGUCAAUGGUACCUUUAUUUAAAUCGACUAGCCAUAUACUGGCUCAUAUUUAUAAACCUGACGAAAAUAUUAAAUUAUCGCUCGAGCAGAACGUUUU